Molecule: messenger RNA, 3738 nt
Organism: Arvicanthis niloticus (Nile rat)
Lineage: Eukaryota; Metazoa; Chordata; Mammalia; Rodentia; Muridae
Gene: Chrm3
Product: cholinergic receptor muscarinic 3
Biological process (GO): chemical synaptic transmission; saliva secretion; positive regulation of smooth muscle contraction
Cellular component (GO): plasma membrane; synapse; dendrite
Molecular function (GO): G protein-coupled acetylcholine receptor activity; G protein-coupled serotonin receptor activity
Source: RefSeq, a predicted model, not a curated record
AGAUAUGACCAGUAAUGGCAUCUACUUCAGUUCUGAGUUGCUCAGUGAACUGUGUGGAUUGAGUGGACCAUAUCCUUUCCCAUCAUGAUACACAACGCAAAGGCUCUCCAUUUGUAGUGCUGCGUUCUGACUAGUGGCCAAGCACGUGACAGCCCAAACUUCAGCAAAGGUACAAUAAGACUAUGUCAGAGAGUCACAAUGACCUUUCACGGUAACAGUACAACCUCGCCUUUGUUUCCCAACAUCAGCUCUUCCUGGGUACACAGUCCCUCAGAGGCGGGGCUGCCCUUGGGGACAAUCACUCAGUUGGGCAGCUACAACGUUUCACAAGCAACUGGGAAUUUCUCCUCAAACGACACCUCCAAUGACCCUCUGGGGGGCCACACCAUCUGGCAAGUGGUCUUCAUUGCACUCUUAACUGGUUUCCUGGCUUUGGUGACCAUCAUUGGCAACAUCCUUGUCAUUGUGGCAUUUAAGGUCAACAAACAGCUGAAGACAGUCAACAACUACUUCCUCUUAAGCCUGGCCUGUGCAGAUCUGAUCAUCGGGGUCAUUUCCAUGAACCUGUUCACUACGUACAUCAUUAUGAAUCGCUGGGCACUGGGGAACUUAGCCUGCGACCUCUGGCUUUCCAUUGACUAUGUGGCCAGCAAUGCUUCCGUCAUGAAUCUGCUGGUCAUCAGCUUUGACAGGUACUUUUCCAUCACCAGACCUCUCACCUACCGAGCCAAACGAACAACAAAACGAGCCGGUGUGAUGAUUGGUCUGGCUUGGGUCAUCUCCUUUGUCCUGUGGGCUCCUGCCAUUUUGUUCUGGCAAUACUUUGUAGGGAAGAGAACUGUGCCCCCACAAGAGUGUUUUAUUCAGUUUCUGAGUGAGCCCACCAUCACCUUCGGCACGGCGAUUGCUGCCUUUUACAUGCCUGUCACCAUCAUGACUAUUUUAUACUGGAGGAUCUAUAAGGAGACUGAGAAACGUACCAAAGAGCUGGCUGGGCUACAGGCCUCUGGGACAGAAGCGGAAGCAGAAAACUUUGUCCACCCCACCGGAAGUUCUCGAAGCUGUAGCAGCUACGAACUACAACAGCAAGGCAUGAAACGGUCAUCCAGAAGGAAGUAUGGUCGCUGCCACUUCUGGUUCACAACCAAGAGCUGGAAGCCCAGUGCUGAGCAGAUGGACCAAGACCACAGUAGCAGUGACAGUUGGAAUAACAAUGACGCUGCUGCCUCCCUGGAAAACUCUGCUUCCUCCGAUGAAGAGGACAUUGGCUCAGAGACCAGAGCCAUCUAUUCCAUUGUGCUGAAGCUGCCAGGCCACAGCACAAUCCUCAACUCUACCAAGCUACCCUCCUCAGAUAACCUGCAGGUGCCAGAUGAGGACCUGGGGACUGUGGAUGUAGAGAGAAACGCCCACAAGCUUCAGGCCCAGAAAAGCAUUGAUGACCGUGACAACUGUCAGAAGGACUUCUCCAAGCUUCCCAUCCAGUUAGAGUCUGCCGUGGAGACAGCCAAGAUCUCUGACACCAACUCCUCGGUGGACAAGACCACGGCUGCUCUACCUCUGUCCUUCAAGGAAGCCACACUGGCUAAGAGGUUUGCUCUCAAGACCAGAAGUCAGAUCACCAAGCGGAAAAGGAUGUCGCUCAUCAAGGAGAAGAAGGCUGCCCAGACACUCAGUGCCAUCUUGCUAGCCUUCAUCAUCACAUGGACCCCCUACAACAUCAUGGUCCUGGUGAACACCUUCUGUGACAGCUGCAUACCCAAAACCUAUUGGAAUCUGGGCUACUGGCUGUGCUAUAUCAACAGCACGGUGAACCCCGUGUGCUAUGCCCUGUGCAACAAAACAUUCAGAACCACCUUCAAGAUGCUUCUCCUCUGCCAGUGUGACAAAAAGAAGAGGCGCAAACAGCAGUACCAGCAGAGACAGUCGGUCAUCUUUCACAAGCGAGUGCCCGAGCAAGCCUUGUAGAAAAGGGGUUUAUCAAUAGCAGUGACCACACACGCACAUCAGCCCACACAGCCUAGCAAAAGUCUGGCGAGGGUGGGAGGCCAUUCCUGAUGGUGAUAAAAGGGGUUUUUAUCAACCACACAGGAGAGAAGCUGCCUAUUUACUGAUCCAUUGAAUAACUGAUUUUGGUCCAAGGCCAAUUCAGCGGGAAAGAAGGAGAACUGUACUGCUAAAUAUAAAGAAAUGUAUUCUGAAAUAGACUUUUAAAUGGAUUUUUUUCCCUUUAAGAGAAAAAAAAAAUUAUUGUCUCAGAGCAAGUAUCCUCAAAAAUUGAUCUGCCUAGGUCUUUUAAUUCCUAUUAGCUCUGGAAUCACUGGUGAGCCUCGAUGUGCUAGUUGCCAUGUGUUCUCCCUAAGGGUCCCAAAGUGUCCAUCCAGAUCCCACGUGAAGCACGCAGGCUUGAAAAAAAAAAAAUCUGUGGUUCUGAGUUAUUUUGUAUAUUGCAAAGCUGACACCACUUGUCCCCGAUCAGCUUCUGUCCUCUCUCGGUGUGUUGUUAAAUUCUAUUCGUGGAUUUGACUCUUGGUUCUUGCAAAGUACUGUUUUGUGCAGUUCAAGUUUCAUACAAAUAAAAUUGUACAUGAAUACAUGCAUAUCUAUAUAUGUGUGAGUUCUGCACGCACACACAUUGUGUAUAUAACAUGAUGGGGAACAAUGAAGGGGCAGAAAGUUCCUACUGUGUAUAUUUUCAGUGCUUUGGUAACUGAAACUCUCUAGGAUCCUCAAACAAUAUGAAACUGAAAGAAGCCCAGUUUAAUGUUGUGUUUUGGUUUGGGUUUUUGACACUGGAGAUAUUUUUCACAAACCACCCUGAAGAAAGAUAUCCAGCACCGAGAAGCCAGUCUUUCUCAGCAAACCUAUGCUAGACGGACAGUCUUGAGGGAGGGUCAGUCAGCCGGCAUCCCGACUUGACUGGACUCUGUACGUACUGUCUCCUGCGCUGUUAGCUCUGUUAAUAGAGUUAAACCAGGGCCCCUCCAAGCUCAAAAGAAUGAACUUCUGUACAUGUUUGAAUUUAGUCGUCCAAAUCUGAAUGUUUCAAAACAAAAUUUCUGGGAUCUAAACUGCUCGAAACUCAAUCCUAGAGUCACCUUCGAAUGUCACAUACAGCAAUAUAUCUACAUUUACAUAGAAAAUCAAAGGAAAUACUGUGCUUGGAGCUGAUGGAAAGUAUUGUAUUUUACUUCUGGCCACCUGGCACCUUCUGAAAGGAAGCAGGGCUUACCUCCUGUCACUUAGCAGGAGACUGGACCUUCCGGUAGUCACUGUAUAACCUUCACCCAGGAAUGGUUGGUGUCCAGGAAGCCAUGCAUCCUCUGAAGAAAGAAUUGCACUUGAAAAAGUAUUACUUCAAAAUCGAUUUCUUUCCAUUGUGACAAGCGAAUUUUGCAUCAUCCUAUGAAUUGCCCCAAGUGCACCGUGUUCUCUCUGGGGGAGGGGUCUGCUGCUCUCAUUCUCCUGGCUGCUGUAUUUGUUGGGUUUCUUCUUUUCCUUCUGCUGGGACUGUGUGGGGAGCGGGUGGGGUGGGGGUGGGAGGGCUGUGGAGAACCCUUCCCUUGUGCAGGGCAUCCAUCCGUGUUGUGAACCCAGAGCUGGGGCCAAAGCUGCUUUUGUAUUCAGUGUGAGGUGGUGUUUACAGCCAACUUUGACAUCAGUGGGUGUGUUCUCAGUGGUGUGUCUGUACCUGAACUAUUUAAUGUCGUGUCUUGUUUAUAUAAAGAAUAUUUAUGC